Messenger RNA from Ananas comosus (pineapple), 1752 nucleotides. Its product is annotated as plastidic glucose transporter 4. Bases 247 to 1737 code for a protein of 496 amino acids. Gene Ontology annotation, molecular function: carbohydrate:proton symporter activity. Gene Ontology annotation, biological process: transmembrane transport; carbohydrate transport. The record is from RefSeq and is a predicted model, not a curated record. NCBI's taxonomy places the organism in Eukaryota, Viridiplantae, Streptophyta, Magnoliopsida, Poales, Bromeliaceae. The transcript has 13 exons. Gene Ontology annotation, cellular component: membrane.
GCCGGGCUUGGGUCUUUCCGCUUCUUCUUACUCUUCUCCCAGCAAAAUCAAAAAUCAAUUUAAUAAAAAUCUUUUCCAAGGUAUUCUCUCUCCUCUUUCUCUUACUGCCCAGCGGAUCCUACGAAGACACUGCAGCUGCAGCUCAUCAAUGUGACGAAUAUAUUCUAUCAACAAGGUGACGAACGCAGCAGAAGAAAGAAAAAACAGGCGGUGAGAAUAUCAAGGUGGGGGGGGCAGGGCAGACAGAUGGUGCAGAGCGCUGCGAUUGCUGCGAAGGGAGGGGCGUCGGCGUCGGCGUCGGGUUGGGGCGAUCUUCCGGGGCGGAGCAGUCUGCGGCGGCGGUGGCGGCCGAAGAUCGUGCCGAUGCCGGAGGGCGGCGGCGGCGGGUUCUGCUGCGGGCGAUCGUCGCCGAUCGGAUCGGCGUCGAUCGGGCUCGGCGUCGAGAUGGCGCGGCUGCGGAGCGGGGUGGAGUCGAUCUUCCUCCGGUCCAGGGAGAGGCCGCGCUAUGCCAGAGUCCGUGCUUCAGGUGACCUUGAAGAUGUGCCAUCUGACAAGCUUCCGACAAAAUCUUCUGGGACUGUUCUUCCUUAUGUUGGCGUCGCUUGCUUGGGUGCCAUUUUGUUUGGAUAUCAUCUAGGUGUGGUAAAUGGAGCACUUGAAUAUCUUUCAAAGGACCUUGCAAUCACUGAGAACACUGUAUUACAAGGUUGGGUGGUUAGCACAACCCUUGCUGGUGCUACAGUAGGAUCUUUUACUGGAGGUGCAUUGGCUGAUAAGUUUGGUCGAACACGAACUUUUCAGUUAGAUGCAAUCCCGCUUGCAAUUGGUGCAUUUCUCAGUGCUACGGCUCAGGAUGUGCGGACAAUGAUAAUUGGCCGAUUGCUUGCUGGAAUUGGAAUUGGGAUAUCCUCUGCGAUUGUGCCACUUUACAUUUCUGAGAUAUCACCAACUGAAAUUCGUGGAGCACUUGGGUCUGUCAACCAACUUUUCAUUUGCAUCGGUAUUCUUGCUGCUUUAGUAGCUGGAUUGCCUUUGGCAGGAAAUCCCUUAUGGUGGAGGACAAUGUUUGGCAUAGCAGUAGUUCCUUCGGUCUUGAUGGCAUUGGGGAUGUCCUUUUGUCCCGAAAGUCCUCGCUGGCUCUUCCAGCAAGGCAGACUUCCUGAAGCAGAAACAGCUAUAAAGAGGCUGUAUGGAAAGGAAAGAGUUGCUGAGGUAAUACACGACCUAAAAGCAGGCAGCCAAGGUUCCACAGAAUCAGAUGCUAAUUGGUUUGAUCUUUUCAGCAAACGCUACUGGAAAGUUGUAAGCGUGGGAGCUGCAUUAUUCUUGUUUCAGCAGUUGGCUGGUAUCAAUGCUGUUGUCUAUUAUUCUACAUCAGUGUUCCGCAGUGCAGGAAUUGCCUCUGAUGUCGCAGCAAGUGCUCUUGUUGGGGCAGCAAAUGUUUUUGGCACAGCAGUUGCAUCUUCCCUGAUGGACAAGCAAGGAAGGAAAAGCCUUCUGAUGACAAGUUUUACUGGAAUGGCUGCUUCAAUGUUGCUUCUUUCCUUGUCCUUCACUUGGAAGGCUCUUGCGCCUUAUUCCGGACCUCUUGCAGUAGCUGGAACAGUUCUUUAUGUAUUGUCUUUUUCGCUGGGAGCUGGCCCUGUUCCUGCACUCCUGCUCCCUGAAAUAUUUGCCUCGAGGAUCAGAGCAAAGGCAGUGGCACUUUCUCUUGGGAUGCACUGGGUAAGUUCAUAAUUCUGAUCUUGUAUA